Molecule: messenger RNA, 345 nt
Organism: Purpureocillium takamizusanense
Lineage: Eukaryota; Fungi; Ascomycota; Sordariomycetes; Hypocreales; Ophiocordycipitaceae
Exons: 1
Coding region: 1-345 (114 amino acids)
Source: RefSeq, a predicted model, not a curated record
AUGCGCCCCACAGUUAGCGCCGUCCUCCGCGCCAUCGCACCCAGCCUCCGCUCCCGGUCUAUUACAACUUCAUCUAUCCUAUCCUCUCCCAGCAGCAAGAAUGCCCAAACCGCCAACACAACGAUCGACUCCGCAAACCGUGGUAGUAGCUCGAUUCCCAGGGCCAGCGUCAAGCCCAAGGUCUACAACUCGAACAUCUGGGGCUCUGGCUCCGAUCCUGGCAGUCAGCUCACAAAGGACCAGAAGGAGGAGGACGAACAUAACCGCUACUUUGCCAAGAACCAGAGAUCAGGAAACAAAGAGAAAGUGGACGACAACUUCUGGAAGGAGCACUCCAAAGACUGA